AUGUUCGCCUUGCGACGCGUGGCUGCGCGAGCAGUCUUUACACAGCCAGCACGACAGCUAUCGACCCUCAGACCGGCUCCAACGCGAAUCUCAACAGUCAGAUCACAGAAGCUUGCGCUCAAUCGAUCAUUCCACCAAUCUUGGAGAUGGCUUGCAGACGAGGAGCAGAAGAAGGAAGUCAGUCCAGCAGAGGCAGAGACGAGCGGCGAGACUGUCACUACAGAGCCUUCCGCAGAAGAGCAGAAAGAAAUCAAGGAGGAGAGCAUUGCUACCCCCGAUGUUGUUGAGGCCGCGCAGGAGACUGCACAAAUGGCACAACAGACUGUCGAAGAGACGGCAUCGAAAGCCCAGCAAGCGGCAAGCAGUGCUGCACAGACAGCGCAGGACGUUACCGCCAGAGCAUCCGAGUUGGUAUCAAAUGCUGCCAGCGCUGCUUCCAAUGCUACUUUCCCGUCACGCGAGUCCGGAGCUUCAUUUGGAGCAACCCAACGAGACGCAAAACCUAGCAGGAUCCUCUACAUUGGAAACCUCUUCUUUGAAGUUACCGCACCACAACUCGAGGCUGAAUUUUCAAAGUAUGGAGAUGUUACCAAUAGCAGAGUUGUCACAGACAGCAGGGGCAACAGCAAGGGCUUCGCUUAUGUCGAACUCGCCACUCAGGAUGCAGCUGAUCGAGCUGUGCGUGAACUUGAUCAGAAGGUGUUCCAGGGCAGACGCAUGGCUGUCCAGUAUCACGUUCGCCGCGAACCUCGUAACCAGCGCGCAGCACGCGACCCGAAUCCUCCUAGCAAGACACUCUUCAUUGGCAACAUGUCAUACCAGAUGAGCGACAGAGAUUUGAACGAUCUCUUCCGCGAGAUUCGCAACGUUCUUGACGUCCGUGUCGCCAUCGAUCGCCGAACUGGCCAACCCCGAGGCUUCGCUCACGCAGACUUCAUCGAUGUCGAAAGCGCCCAGCAGGCGAAAGAGCAUCUGGAAAGGAAGGAGGUGUAUGGUCGUCAACUGCGCGUGGACUACAGCCAAGCCUCCUCGCGAGACAGGACCUUCUAA
Molecule: messenger RNA, 1050 nt
Organism: Zasmidium cellare ATCC 36951
Lineage: Eukaryota; Fungi; Ascomycota; Dothideomycetes; Mycosphaerellales; Mycosphaerellaceae
Exons: 2
Coding region: 1-1050 (349 amino acids)
Molecular function (GO): RNA binding
Source: RefSeq, a predicted model, not a curated record